Molecule: messenger RNA, 735 nt
Organism: Penicillium canariense
Lineage: Eukaryota; Fungi; Ascomycota; Eurotiomycetes; Eurotiales; Aspergillaceae
Product: GNAT family N-acetyltransferase
Exons: 1
Coding region: 1-735 (244 amino acids)
Molecular function (GO): acyltransferase activity, transferring groups other than amino-acyl groups
Source: RefSeq, a predicted model, not a curated record
AUGGCCUCUACAUGCUCUGCGGAGCUCCCCGAACCCUUCGCCCUUUUGACGGCCAGACUCGUUGUCGUCCCCACACCGAUCGCGGUCAACGUGGCUUCUUAUCGAACGCUUUAUGCGGCAUUGCACUCCGACGUGGACUUCUGCAAAAUGGGCUUUGGAGAGCAUUUUCCCGCUCGGGGUUGGAGUGAUGAUGAAACACGCCAGGUGAUUGAAACGCGCGACAUCGAGCGUUCAUGGAGAAGACAUGGUUUGGGGGAUUUUGCCGUGGGUUUUCGCGCAACACCAGGAUCGGAAGAUCCUGACAAAGCCUCCAGUCAAAAUCCUCACUCCAGUGUGUCAAUUCUCAGAGGGAGCGAGUACGAGCAGUUUGCUGGGCACGACAUGACGCGCCUUGAUGAGAUUGAAUGGGUGGGAUAUGCGGGUGUCCGAGAUGCAACGACGACAUCGCUUCCACCACAAAGUGCAGGAGAUCCGACCUACCCGCCAUGGUUCGAAAUGGUUGAGAUCCGCUAUGGUGUGUCCCCGGCAUGUUGGGGUGGAGGCAUCGCAAGGGAAGCAGCGGAGGCGGUGCUGCAGUGGGCGGCUCGUAAAAAGGGAGUGAAGAGGUUCAUUGCCGAGACGGAAAAGGAAAAUCAGAGGAGUGCGCGGCUCUUGCAAAAGCUCGGGUUUGUGGCCAGUGGGACGGACUAUUGGAAAGAGCCCAGCGAGACGGAAUGGGAGUUGGUUAUCCAGUAA